UUCACGUAUGAAUACUAACGCAAUUUUGCGACAUUAGCUUCGUUUGUGUCACACGUGUUGCCUUAUGAUUUCCGGUAGCAAAGUUGGAAUUAUAUUGAAAAACAGAGUUAAAAUAAACUUUUUAAUUCUAUUUGUUAGGCAAAAAUACAAACUUUCGAAAAUGGGUCCAAAGAAAAAUCAAGAACCAGAGCCAAUAUUAUUAGGACGUUUUGGAACAUCCCUAAAAGUUGGGAUCGUAGGAGUUCCUAAUGUCGGAAAAUCAACUUUUUUUAAUGUUCUUACUAAAAGUCAAGCAGCUGCAGAGAACUUUCCUUUCUGUACUAUAGAUCCAAAUGAAUCAAGGGUUCCAGUUCCAGAUGAACGAUGGGAUUUUCUGUGUGAAUACUAUCAACCAUUAAGUAAAGUACCUGCAUUUUUAAAUGUUGUUGACAUUGCCGGAUUAGUUGAAGGUGCAAAUGAAGGACAGGGACUUGGUAAUGCUUUUCUGUCACACAUAAAAGCUUGUGAUGCAAUUUUUCAAAUGCUUCGUGCAUUCGAUGACGACGAUGUGACACAUGUUGAUGGAAGUGUGGAUCCAUGCAGAGAUUUAAAAACUAUAUUAAAAGAACUUAGACUGAAAGAUGUAGAAUAUUUCAAAGCUAGAUUGGGAGAGCUAGAAAGAAAAGUUCGAAGUAACGAUAAAAAAGUUUUAGAAGAACAUACUAUUUGUACAAGAAUCGUUAAAUUGUUAGUAGAAGAUGAAGUUCACUUGCGGUUUGUUAAAGAUUGGACUAAUAAUGAGAUAGAAUAUUUAAAUAAACAUCUUCCAAUCACAGCAAAACCUAUGUUAUAUCUUGUUAAUUUAUCUGAAAGUGAUUAUUUUCGAAAAAAAAACAAGUGGCUGGCAAAGAUUAAGGCAUGGAUAGAUGAAAAUGAUCCUGGUGCUCAACUGAUUCCAUUUAGUGGAGUUUUUGAACAAAAGGCAUUUGAUAUGCCUGCAGAUGAAUUUGCAAAAUACUGUGAAGAGAAUAAAACUCAAAGCAUUCUACCUAAAAUCAUCAAGUCUGGUUUCCAACUACUACAAUUGCAAUAUUUUUUUACUGCUGGUAAAGAUGAAGUUAAAGCAUGGACAAUUCAGAAAGGAACUAAAGCACCAGCUGCUGCUGGAAAAAUUCACACUGAUUUUGAGAAAGGUUUUAUAAUGGCAGAGGUUAUGAAGUUUGAUGACUUUAAAGAACUAAAAAGCGAAACAGCUGUGAAGAAUGCUGGAAAAUAUAAGCAACAAGGUAAAGGAUAUACUGUUGAAGAUGGCGACAUCAUAUUUUUUAAAUUUAAUGCUGGUGCUGGGCUUACACCUGGUGCAGCCGCAAAAAAGAAAUGAUUUGAAAACGAAAUGAAAAGAAAACUUAUUUAAUUGUCAUUAAAUCAGCAUAACUAUUUUUGUA
Hydra vulgaris (swiftwater hydra) is the source of this 1424-nucleotide messenger RNA. RefSeq names its product obg-like ATPase 1. Gene Ontology annotation, molecular function: ATP binding; ATP hydrolysis activity; GTP binding. Gene Ontology annotation, cellular component: cytoplasm. Lineage: Eukaryota; Metazoa; Cnidaria; Hydrozoa; Anthoathecata; Hydridae. The record is from RefSeq and is a predicted model, not a curated record.